AUGGCAAUGAGUAUGACAAUGGGAAUUAAAAGCAUUACAGGUGAUGCUCAUUUCUUUGAAGAAAGUAUGAAUUUAGAUCGUAUUCGUAAACUAUUGGAUAAUAAAUUAGGUGUCGCUGGACACGCUGAGAAAUUAGAAGCGAUGAAAGCGCUUCUUGCAAGUAUUUCAAAGGGUGAAGAUGUAUCAAUUUUCUUUGCCGAUGUUGUAAAGAACGUCAUUGUUGCUAGUGUUGAAGUCAAAAAGCUCGUCUAUAUGUACUUGGUUCAUUACGCCGAUGCUAAUUCACAAUGUCGUGAAUUAGCAUUAUUAAGUAUCAAUAGUUUUCAAAAAGACUUGGCUGAUCCAAAUCAACUGAUUCGAGCUUUAGCAUUACGAGUUAUGACAAGUAUACGAGUUCGAGAUAUUUUACAAAUUCAGCUCAUUGCGAUUCGAAAAUGUGCUGCUGAUGAGUCGGCCUAUGUACGAAAAUGUGCGACCAAUGCCAUUAGUAAAGUAUUUGUAGUCGAUCCAGCACAGAAGGACGUGUUGGCCGAGAUUAUUGGUGUUUUGCUUACUGAUUCUAGCACUAUGGUAUUAGGCAGUGCUGUCCAAGCUCUUAGUGAAGUAUGUCCGGAUCGAUUGAAUUUACUCCAUCGUCCGUAUCGAAAGUUGUGUCACUUGUUGGCGGACAUUGAUGAAUGGGGACAAACGGUCACACUUAAUGUGUUGGUUCGAUACUGUCGACAACAAUUUCAGACGGUGGAAGUACCUAAGACUGAUAAAGGUAUAGUAUUGAUUAAGAACGGUAACAAGCGAGGCUUUUAUUCAGAUGAUGGAGAUAGUGGAGAUAGCGAGGACGAGAAGACGAACUUGGUCAAAAGUCAAGGAAAUGUAUUUACCAACCAGUCACCAUUUAUACUUGGAGCUGGGAAUGUCAGAGGAGAGACACUCCCGUCGAUUGGAUCCGUCUUCCGUACCGACAGACUUGCAAGCGGAACUGGAGGCGGAGAAGAGCUGGACGAAGAUCACCGACUGCUGCUCCGCUCGUCCAUUCCGCUACUUAAGUCGAGAAAUAGUGCUGUGGUGCUCGCAGUAGCCACGCUGCACUACUACUGUGGCACAAACAGCAUGGCAACGUCCACGCUCAUUGGCAAGUCGCUCGUGCGUAUCAUGCGCAACCAGCGUGAAAUCCAGUACGUCGUGUUAUCGGUCAUAUCGUCAAUGGCGACGUCCCGUCCGGACAUGUUUCGCCCAUUCUUGCAAGAGUUUUUUGUGCGUGCGACGGACCCGGCCUAUGCUAGAAAACUCAAGCUGGAGAUUUUAACCUCCCUGGUAACGGACGACAACGUGAGCAAUAUCCUUCGAGAGUUUCAGGCAUAUGUCCGCCAUGUCGACAAGUACUUUGUGACUAUGACUGUGCGCGCUCUUGGACGCGUGGCGGACGCCAUGGCGGCGGUCGCUGAGCGCUGUUUAAGCGGACUAAUGCGCUUAGUUCGCUCUUCGAAUGAGCAAGUUGUUGCUGAGAGUGUGAUGGUGAUUCGCCAGUUACUUCAGCAGCAGACAAUCAAGAAGGACCGUAUACUUGUCGUGCGCUCUUUGGCCGCUAUGAUGGUGAAAGGUCGUGUGACUAGUCCAUUGGCACGUGCUUCGAUUGUUUGGAUGCUUGGCGAGUUCAACGACGAUGGAAAUGGAUCUACUUGCGCAGCUGAAUCGCUACGCUUGCUAGUAAAGGGCUUUUCUGAUGAAUCCGGCGAAGUGCGUCUCCAGCUUCUGAAUCUUGCAGUAAAACUUGGACUUCGCGAGCCUCAGGAGCGCGUCAUUCAACUUUUGCUCCAGUAUGUGAUCGAGUUGUGCAAGUUUGACAUCGACUACGACAUUCGUGACCGUGCUCGUUUGAUCCGUGCUGCCCUGGCUGGAGACGAAAGUAUUGUAGACCCGCACAAGUUGUUUGCGAGCAAGAAACCAGCACCAUUAAUUGGAAACGAUGAUGAAAACAAGACACGCUUUACGCUAGGCUCACUAUCAAAUCUUGUGCGUCACAGUGUUCCAGGAUAUCUUCCUCUGCCAGAAUGGCGCUCGACGAAGCCAGACCGAUUGCUUCGUGAUGAAUCAUCUUCUGUUGACACCAACUAUAAUGACCCGUCCCGUCGCGGUGUUAAGGCUACCAAAACUAAACAAAGCAAGGGUGGUGCAAAGGCAUUUUACAGCGACAGGAGUUCUUCCGGUUCAGAGUCAGUGUCAGAAUCGGCGUCAGGGUCCAAUUCCUACUCUGAUGGUCGCUCCGGCUACGACUCUGAAAGCAGCAGCGCCGGUAAUCGCUUUAGUUCCAAGUCAUCUUCUUCUUCCGCUAGCUCAGGAUCAGAAAGUGAGGCCUCUUCUUUAGACAAAAGCGACGCUGACGAAUCGUCGGAGGAAGAAAAUUGCACGCGCCGACGGCAAAAGGAUGGGAAGACAAAGUCGUUACAGAAGCAUGUGCAGCCCAAAAGGACGAAGUCAGCAAACGAAUUUGAUCCGCUUAAUUUUUUGGGGUUACCAUCGGGUUUAGACCCAGCAAGCACUCCUGUGCAAGCGUGUGUGCCCAGGAGUUUGACAAUCCCCAAGUCUAACGUCCUAGGUGACUUAAUGAGUCUAAGCGUGUCAUCUUUAACGGUACCACCUCCACGUCACGAAUUAUUAUCCUCACUUGCAGGUAAUGGGUUGGACGUUCACUACGCGUUCCUCCGCCAAUUGUCGACGCACUCUUCUGGUAUGAAUGUCAUCCAGCUGUGGCUAGCAAAUAAUUCCAGCGAACCCAUUUCAUGUGUCGAAGUUGUCGGCAGAAAUCCUCAGCAAGUCGCUCCAUCCCCAGCGCUACCUGUGUUGUUCCCUGGUGGAUCUACAUCGAUGGUCCAGCUGCAUGUGGACUUCAUGGGUCGCCUUGAUAAUGUACCUCUUGAGAUUGUCACGAGUGCAAACGUGUACCAUGUGGAUCUUGCUCCCGUAAUUGGGGAGCUUCUCAUUCCUCAACAUAUGAAUGUGGACGAUUUCGAACGUUGCAUUUCAAUGUCUGAGUCAACAUUUUUACACACCAGUGAAUUCACGCUGCUACUCCCGGUGCAGAUAAACACUGUUGUGCAGGCUGUCUUGAAUAAUUGCAAUGUGUCACAAGUCUACGAAAUUGAUAACUUGAAUGGCGUAGUCGGCAAGUGUAAGUUUGCCGGACGUCUUCGCAGUGGAGCUUCUAGCGUCGAAAACGUUCUGAUUAGCCUGGACGUCCAGCUUCAAAGCGGCAAGGGUCGACUACUGGUGGUUAUGCGUGACUCGGUGCUCUCCCAGCGACUUGUCGCAAGCAUUAUGCAGGCUUUGCCGCUUCAAGUCGCAUAA
Peronospora belbahrii is the source of this 3342-nucleotide messenger RNA. NCBI's taxonomy places the organism in Eukaryota, Oomycota, Peronosporomycetes, Peronosporales, Peronosporaceae. The record is from the annotation of a GenBank genome assembly.